AUGAAUUCCGUUAUCCGUCAGGCUGCCUUCAGGCGGAACUUCUCCUCAAACUCCAUCGUGAAUGGAUUCACGGGUGCUGUCGGUAACACCCCGUUGAUAUAUUUAAAAGGCCUGUCGGAAAAGACGGGCGUCCACGUAUAUGGUAAAGCCGAAUUCCAGAAUCCUGGAGGCAGUGUCAAGGAUCGGGCAGCUCUUGGUGUCGUCCUAGAUGCUGAGGAACGGGGACUACUAAAAGCCGGAGGGACAGUAGUAGAGGGUACAGCGGGCAACACUGGUAUUGGCCUGGCCCACGUCUGCCGUGCCCGCGGCUACAAAUGCGUGAUAUACAUGCCAAACACCCAGAGUCAAGAGAAGAUCGACUUGCUGAAGAUGCUGGGUGCGGACGUGCGCCCCGUGCCCGCCGUUGCAUAUGAGAACCCGGCAAACUACAACCACCAGGCGCGCGACUAUGCCAAGGACCUUCCCAACGCCAUAUGGACCGACCAGUUCGACAAUACCGCGAAUGCGAACGCCCACUAUACGUCCACGGGUCCUGAAAUCUGGGAGCAGACGCAGGGAGAGCUAGACGGGUUUAUCUGCGCUACCGGCACGGGUGGCACUCUCGCUGGAGUGGGCAAGUAUUUGAAGGAGAAGAGCCGGGGAAAGACGCAGGUGUGGCUGGCUGACCCCCCGGGCAGCGUCUUGACGAGCUACAUCAGUAGCGGCGGCAAGCUGACGGAGCGGUCUGGCAGCUCGAUAACCGAAGGAAUCGGUCAAGGCCGCAUAACAAACAAUCUGGGCACGUUCAUCAACGACGUAUCUGGGGCCUUCACUGUCUCCGACGACAAAUCGAUUCGCAUGCUCUACGAACUUUUGGACUCAGAAGGUCUCUACAUGGGCGCAAGCUCAGCAUUGAAUGUCGUCGCUGCUGUUGAGCUCGGCUUGAAACUCGGGAAAGGUUCGAAGGUGGCAACAAUACUAUGCGAUGGGGCCUACCGUUAUCAAAGCCGGCUCUUCUCCAGGCAGUGGCUUGAAAGCAAGGACUUAUUGAAUGGUAUUCCUUCUGAGUUGCAGAAAUAUAUUGUACUGGACUAG
Molecule: messenger RNA, 1074 nt
Organism: Pleurotus ostreatus (oyster mushroom)
Lineage: Eukaryota; Fungi; Basidiomycota; Agaricomycetes; Agaricales; Pleurotaceae
Gene: CYS17
Product: Cysteine synthase 1
Exons: 6
Coding region: 1-1074 (357 amino acids)
Cellular component (GO): cytoplasm
Molecular function (GO): cysteine synthase activity
Source: RefSeq, a predicted model, not a curated record